This is a messenger RNA of Nicotiana tabacum (common tobacco), 878 nucleotides long. Its product is annotated as cell wall / vacuolar inhibitor of fructosidase 1. Gene Ontology annotation, molecular function: enzyme inhibitor activity. Gene Ontology annotation, biological process: negative regulation of catalytic activity. The record is from RefSeq and is a predicted model, not a curated record. Lineage: Eukaryota; Viridiplantae; Streptophyta; Magnoliopsida; Solanales; Solanaceae.
UAGCUUUAGUUCAUUAGUUGUUUGUGCUUCACUAGUCAUCUAAACAAAACCAAACACCUUUCCUUUGGCCUCUCCUCCUUUUAUCUUUUAUAUCAAUCCUCAUCUUCAAUAACACCACUCUCAAAACAAAUGAGAAACUUAUUCCCCAUAUUUAUGUUAAUCACCAAUCUAGCAUUCAACGACAACAACAACAGUAAUAAUAUCAUCAACACGACCUGCAGAGCCACCACAAACUACCCCUUGUGCCUCACCACCCUCCACUCUGAUCCCCGUACCUCCGAGGCCGAGGGGGCGGACCUCACCACCCUCGGCCUCGUCAUGGUAGAUGCGGUAAAAUUAAAGUCCAUCGAAAUAAUGAAAAGUAUAAAAAAACUCGAAAAAUCGAACCCCGAGUUGAGACUACCUCUUAGCCAAUGUUACAUAGUGUAUUAUGCUGUUCUACAUGCUGAUGUAACUGUUGCUGUUGAAGCUUUAAAAAGAGGAGUCCCUAAAUUUGCUGAAAAUGGAAUGGUUGAUGUUGCUGUAGAAGCAGAAACUUGUGAGUUUAGUUUUAAGUAUAAUGGAUUGGUUUCUCCAGUUUCUGAUAUGAAUAAGGAGAUUAUUGAACUGUCUUCUGUGGCUAAAUCUAUUAUUAGAAUGCUAUUAUGAGGAAAUUAAAGAACCAAAGAUACAAGGUUCUGGUUAUGUUAGUUUAUUAGUGCUGUAAUAGGAUUUUUAUAUUCCUGUGUUUUUUUUGCUUUUUUUAUUUCAUUUGGGUGCUUGUGUGUAUAUGUGAAAAUGAGUGUGAAUUAUGUCAAACAUAAACAUAGAUUAGAAAUUACUCCUGCAUAAUUAUGUACAGUUUUUUAUAUUUAAGUGUAUUUAUCUCUUUUCUUUGA